Molecule: messenger RNA, 1161 nt
Organism: Saccharomycopsis crataegensis
Lineage: Eukaryota; Fungi; Ascomycota; Saccharomycetes; Ascoideales; Saccharomycopsidaceae
Exons: 2
Coding region: 1-1161 (386 amino acids)
Source: RefSeq, a predicted model, not a curated record
AUGGCCAGAACAAAGAAUAAGACAACAAAGAAUACGAGGAAGCCAAUUCCAAUAGCUCGUAGGAGGCAGAAGCAUAUCCAAGGCAAAAUCAAUCCAAAAGUCUCAACAGUCGAUAGAGGCGGUUCUCAAGAAGCAGAAUGGGUCUCCGAAGAAAUGGAAUCAUCAGGCAUAUAUAAUGAUGAUACAGAUAAUAAUAUUAAUAAUAACAGUGUUAGGUCUCCUAGCGCCCCUCUAGUGUUUACGAAAAGAAUGAAGAAUGGCCCACUCUUGCCGUCAAAACCCUCAUCGAAGGCUAAAGCAAUAAGCAAAUCAAGCCAGGCUGCAGAAGACGCGUCGUUGAUUAACAAGGCGGCUCUAAAUGAUUUGAAAUUACAAACCAUAAAGAAAAGAAUAUUGACACGCACUGCUCAAAAGCGAUGGGAGGAGCUCUCUCCGGGAUCAUUUGAAGAAAUCAUGAAAUUGCUAUUAUUGUCUGUUGAGCCGUCGUUACGGCUUAUGAAGUCUCAGAAACAGAAAAAAGAGGGAAGAAGAAUCCUCAAUAAACUCAUAAAAGAAUCAAGAGCUGAACUCGACGGCAUAUUGGUACCCAUAGGUUUUAAGGAUCAGAAUUUUAAUUUUGAUUAUCUUGUCAAAAGAGUAUCUUAUUUACAAAAAACAUACUCUCAGAAUUUAGAACAAGUAUCUGAGCUUGAGCGAACUUUGGCCAAAGAAAGAAUAAUUUAUAAGAACAACAAAAACUAUUUGGAGAAACUUCAGAAAACCUAUAGGAGCGAAGAAAAGGCCUUUGCACACACCGAGAAAAAUAUGUUGAGAUCUUUGAAAACAAAUGAUAUUGCAAAUAUGAAUUCAGAUCCAGAAAAUAGCAAAUUUGUUAACGAUUAUGUGACAAAUUCAAGUGAUGGCAUCAAUCUAAAACUAUCUGCUGGUUCCUUAGCUCCAUUGGACUUAUCUACUGAUGUUCAGGAGCUUUUAUCUUCAGUUAUCCCGCCAAGCUUUUCCAAGAGUUUCGGUAACAUUAAAAACUAUGAUCCCAAUGAAGAUGAAGACAUUGCGCCAUUAUUGGCUCAAUUAUCUAAGAAUCUCAAACAAUUAGACCAGAACGUCGUGGCUUUGAAGGAUCUCAGUGGUGUCAUAAACAAGACAGACAGUCUUUUGAAUUAG